Molecule: messenger RNA, 3089 nt
Organism: Taeniopygia guttata (zebra finch)
Lineage: Eukaryota; Metazoa; Chordata; Aves; Passeriformes; Estrildidae
Source: RefSeq, a predicted model, not a curated record
AUGUCCGGGGUUGAAGUUUUGCUGGCACUUUUCCUUAAACUCGAUGGUUUUGUGAUCACUGUGGCCAAGACAGCCACCAAUGCCCCUUUCACUCAUGAGACCCUCUCUUCAAGGGGAUCCUCUCAGGAAUACUGGAGAGUGAAAUCAGAGGUGUUAGAGCUGGGCCCUCCCUGGGUAACCGAGUACUUUCCCAUCAGGAGCUGCCACCUCAUCUUGCAGGGUGGGUCUGGCCUGUUCUACCUCCCCCUGCACACUGACAUCAAACCCAGCAUCUGGUGCAACUGGACCAUCUGGGCAGGCCCCCAGAAGCACAUUGUCAUCUAUGUCCAAGGGUUCCAGGGCAGCCAUGGCUGUGGCCACAACCAGGACAAGAUCAUCUUCCAGGGGGUCUCGUCCAGCGUGGAAACCAAAGUGGUGUUUGCCUGCCACAACCGAGGCACUCUGAUCUUUGCUGCACGAGCCACUGAGGUUCAGGUGCUGUUUCUGUCAGGCAGUGGCUCUAGAAGCCAUGAAUACAGGUAUUUUAGAGGCCAGUAUUAUGUAUUCAGAGACUCUGAAACUGUGGGCUCUUCAAGUGAUACCACAGCAGCUCCCCAGGAGCCCUCUAAAAAAGAGAGCAGGAGGACAGAAGUGACCAAAGGUUUAUUGUCCAUGCUGACAGCUCCUCCAGGCCCACCAGCUGCACCUGCAGGUGGCAGGAUCCAGCCUGACAUUGUGAGCCCAGAAGAAGAGGGCCAGCAUUCUCCUGAUCUCAUGGAAGAUGGUCAGUCCGGUGCUAACCGGAGUGAGCGUGGCCAGGAUGAAAUUAGGCUGGAAAGGAACCCUAAGGAUGGUGGCAGCAAGGGCAGAGAAACUGAAGAUGACAUGUUGGUGGAGCCAGCUCCAGCUGGGCGAGACACUGGGGGUAAAGCUGAGCCACCUGCCCCGGAGCUGGCCAAGGGGGGCACCGAGCCAGGGACUGCUCUGGUCACCAUGGUCCCAUGUCACCCAGCUGGUUCCCCUUGCUCACAGCUGCCCAGCAGCACUGUAGGUGUCUCUGACACCUCACCUACCCUGGCUCAGGCCAGUGGCAGCCCCUCAGAAGUGGCAGCUGCUGCACAUGACACACAGACACCAGAGCUGGCAGAGCCACCACUGAACAGCAGCACAGAACCACCUCUCUACCCCUCUCCUGGUGCGACUGCUGCUGAUGUGGUGUCUCUGGGAGGAAGAACUGAAGAGCUCUUUGAUCUGAUGUCCUCUGUGGAGAAUGACACAGGACUGCAAUCCCAGCACCAUCCUGGAGAUGUGCUGUUUGAAGUCACUGUUGAAAUCAAAGCCAAGGACUGGACUCCUCAUGGUGGAAACGAGUUCCAAAGGGGUCUUCUUGAAUCUCUGAAGAAUCAUAUCCAGAAGAACCUGAAACUUUCUGCCAAUAAAGUCAGUGAAAUCAAGUUAAAGGAUAUCAAAAGGACGAGAGAUGCCAACCUGCUGCUCACCUUCUGGCUGCACCUGGAGCCAGAGGAGAGGAACGUGUCUCUGCUCCUGCGCUCCCAGCUGGAGGAGCUGCUUGGCUCCUCGGUGGGCGUGGAGAAGCUGCAGCUGGUUUCACUCUUCGUUGAAGAUGUGAACGAGUGCCAGGCUGGGCUUGGCCUCUGUGGGGAGGGGGCAGAGUGCUUCAAUGGCGUGGGCACCUACCUGUGCCGCUGCAAGAAGGACUACGAGGAUCAUUCUGCCAGCGAGUCCGGCACGCUCUGCAUCCGCUCUCCCCGAGCAGGGGUCAGCGCCUUCCUCCGCCACGCUGACAUGCUGGUGGGGGCAGCCCUUGUGGCCGGCCUGGUGCUGCUGGUGGCCUUUAGUGGCCUCUGUGUCACAGCCCUGAGGGGACAGGCCCCCCGGAGGAGCCCGGGGCCCAAGGAGCCGGUGGUGAGGGCCGUGGAGGAGCCAGCCAUGGAGCUGCACGACCUGGGGGAGUGCCUGCGGCUCGACCCCUUCCAGCUGAAGCUGCGGGCCAGGGCCCCCGAGUGGCUCUGGAGUGUCCGUGCCCACCCUGGCCAGGCGGGAGGGCUCAGCCCAGAGCAGCCUGGCCCGCUCCCAGGGGAGCCUGCACCUCGCUGACCCGGGCACUGCUCCUGCAUUGCCCCAGAUUUCUGCCCCAGCCCCUGCCUGUGCCAACCCUCUGCGGCGUUCUAUAUCCCACAACAGUCUUCCUCAUGUUGUAACUUUGUUUUUUUAAUGCUUGCUCAGCUUGGGGAACAAAAUGUUUGCUCCACGCCCCUGUACGUCUGCUGAUUUAUCCUCCUCGAGAUCUGCACAGGAAAAUUAAAAACUUUAUUUUUUUUUGGAAGAAAAAAGGAAAUAAGAUGCUUUGGUGCUUAAUAUGGAAUUACAAAUUAAUUCUUCACCCUGCUCAGUGCUGCCUGCUUUCUCCUGCCUCCAAGGCAGGGCUCUGCAGGAAGCCCUGGUGUGACCUGAGGAUCUGUGGGGUGUUUCUUCCAGCCUGGCUGAGAAACAUCUCCAGAACCUGACUUAAAAUUUUGGUGAGAAACCUGGUCAGGUUAUGGCAGGUGGGCCAUCACUCACUGAAUGAUGGGGACAGCAUUUUUGGUGCCUGCAGCAUUUUUGGAUGCAGGCUGCAAAAACCCCACCACCACCUGGUCCUGGCCAGAUGUAAAGCACAGCUGCCUUCCCAGCUUGUCCUGCAGCUGGAUCCCGGUGGGUUUGUUGGUGGGUUUGUUUUGGGGGGUUUCAGCCGGAAUUCCCGCUUUCCCCGGGAUGAAGAGUGCCUGGAGCGGCGGCAGAUGCCCCGCUGGAGGGAGCUGUGUGCCACCAAAAGGGGGAAGGGGCUGCCCGGGAGAUGCUCCCAGAGCCGGGGCUGCGGGCCCCUAGCUCACCCAGCUCGUCAGGGCUGUCCCGGGGCACCGAUGUGCUCUGGAUGUGCCCAGCUCAGGGUUUGCUCUGCACGGUCAGCUUUAGAAGGGGCUGGAAAUGGCUCUGCUCUGCUUCUCUGCAGGUGAGGAUACUGGCGAAGGAGUCCAAAGAAGUCCUGGUGUGUUUCUCUAGGAUAACUCGCUUCCAUACUCCUCCCCCACGCCCCAAAAAAAACCCAA